This is a messenger RNA of Lingula anatina, 2009 nucleotides long. RefSeq lists its product as uncharacterized. Gene Ontology annotation, molecular function: DNA-binding transcription factor activity; RNA polymerase II cis-regulatory region sequence-specific DNA binding. The record is from RefSeq and is a predicted model, not a curated record. Lineage: Eukaryota; Metazoa; Brachiopoda; Lingulata; Lingulida; Lingulidae. Gene Ontology annotation, biological process: regulation of transcription by RNA polymerase II.
AUCUUCACAUUAGAAUUGCCCAAGAUGUCUGCUCCUUAAGACGAUAAAAUUACCCCUGGGUGAAAAGAGAAUUAUAAUAAUUGAUUACUGUGAUCGCUUGUGCAUAAGAAAGGUUUCAUAUCCAGUCCAUUAAGAACACAACAAAAGACAGCAUUUAAGCACCAAUGCAAAAAAUGCAGUCAGGUGAACAGGACAUUAGAAUCAAUAAAACUUUGACUGUAAAUAUGAAAGUUGAGCCAGCUGACAACCAUUUUGACCAAAUUGCCAAAGUAGAUACGUCAAAAAGAAAAGCUGCCCUUGAAAACGGAGCUGGAACUUUGGCAGAUGUUAAUUUGAGUUACCAUAUGUCUUCUUACCAAAUCUGUGGAGGAAAUAACACCCAACAGGACAUGGUCAAAUGUCAGAGCUGUGGUCAGAUAUAUCUCCAUGAUGGCAGUGAUGUAUCUGGUGCAGGGACACAGACUGGAGAGAAAUCAUAUAAAUGCCAAUAUUGUAGAAAUACUCUGCCUCACCAGUAUAACAGUGACAAGACAUUAUGUGAAAAAAUAGAUUUUGGAUUGAAUGAAAGCAUUACUCUGGAUACAGGAGCAUGUGCCAACCAAGAGUAUAAAAAACGUGUCUCUACAGCUGUUAAUAAGUUACAUUUAAAACCACAUAUAACGAACAAACCUUAUCAGUGUCAAUACUGUGAGAAAAUCUUUACCCUUAAAAGUAACUGUGUGAAACAUGAAAGAAUCCACACUGGGGAAAGGAGAUUCAAAUGUCGGUACUGUGACAAGACAUUUGUUGAAAAGAGGUCUUGUAUAGGUCAUGAAAUGAACCACACUGGGGAAAAGCCAUUUAAAUGCCAGUAUUGUGAGAAGGCUUUUACUCUAAAAAGCAACUGUAUCCAACAUGAAAAAACUCACACAGGGGAGAAGCCUUUUAAAUGUGAGUAUUGCAGUAAAACCUACACUGCAAAAUAUUCCCUCUUAUUGCACGAAAGAACUCACACUGGAGAAAAACCGUACAAAUGCCAAUAUUGUGACAAGACAUUUGCACAGAAAGUCAUGUGUAUAAACCAUGAAAGGACUCACACUGGAGAGAAACCAUACAAAUGUCAGUACUGUGAGAAAGAGUUCUCUUGGAAAGAUAACUGUGCACGUCAUGAAAUGAUUCACACGGAAAGAGCAACCUAUAAGUGCCAGUAUUGUGAUAAAACAUUUUACGAGAAAAGUUACUGUGUACGCCAUGAAAAGAUUAACCAUGAAGGGACAUACAUUGAAGAGAGACCACACAAAUGUCAGUACUGUGAUAAAACUUUUCCUCGCAAAAAUACCUGCAUGGUACAUGAAAGGAUCCACACUGGAGAAAAACCGUUCAAAUGUCAGUACUGUGUUAAGGCAUUUAACAUCAAAAGUACUUGUGUUAAACAUGAGAGGAUUCACACUGGUGAAAAACCAUUCCAAUGUCAGCACUGUGAAAAAGCAUUUGCUGUUAAACAAAACUGUAAAGAGCAUGAAAAAAACUGUGGCAAAAGUGACAGGCUUCAUUUUGAAAUUCAUAGCUCCCAGGAUGAAUUUAGAGAAAGUUCACCAGUUUCACAAGAGAUGCUACAUGAAUGUCCUGUGAAAUUGGAAUAUAGUGAUGAAAUGCAGUAACAAGCACAAGUACUUACCUACAUGCAUGAACUCAAGUCCUCUUUGAAUACUGGCUAUUAAAACAAAUGACUAGAUAUCAGAUUCAUUUCAUGCCAUAUGUAAGUUUUACCAGGGAGCGAUUCAGCUGUGAGCUAAACGCCAGUGCAAUACAUUUUAAAUGUUCCCUUUUUUCUGUAAAAAGCACUCGGGGGUUUCAGUGGCCCCUGGAAAUGCCCACCCCCACCCCAUUCCCAUGAGUGGCAUGCUGAUUGGUGAGAUUUGGGCACCCAUGGACCUAAGAAACCCAGGGUGAUAAAAAGGGGUUUGAUACUUUCAUUCCCGGAGCUGUUCAUUAAAAUUGCUAAAAUGACUGGCAAGCAAAUUAUAAAA